Molecule: messenger RNA, 810 nt
Organism: Vidua macroura (Pin-tailed whydah)
Lineage: Eukaryota; Metazoa; Chordata; Aves; Passeriformes; Viduidae
Exons: 2
Coding region: 82-759 (225 amino acids)
Source: RefSeq, a predicted model, not a curated record
UCUGGCAGGGCAGCAAUGCUCUCCUUGGUUCCUGCUGUCUCCCAUGCCCCCACUGUCAGGCUAUAGAAGGACACCUGGCCGAUGAAGGGGAGUGGGAGUGGGUACCUACUCAAGGAGGGAGGUAAUAAUAAAAAUUCCUCCCAACCCCCCCUCCCAAGCCAGGUGCCACUUCAGAUUAGGUAUGAUCCCCUGGAUCUGGAGAGUCAGCCAGAUGGUUUAGAAGAAAAUUAUCUGCCCAGUGAGCCUCCCCGUUAUGAUUCAUCUGUGAGACAGAUCACCACCUCUGACAUCAAAAAGGAAAGAAGGGUAAUCGUGGUGGGUGACUCCCUUCUGAGGGGAACAGAGGGCCCCAUAUGUCGACCAGACCCACCCCACAGAGAGGUCUGCUGCCUCCCUGGGGCCCGGGUACGGGAUAUCACUGAGACACUGCCUGGGCUGAUUCAGCCCUCUGAUUAUUACCCACUGCUGAUACUCCAGGCUGGCAGUGAUGAGAUUGAAAAGAGGAGUGUCAGGGCAAUUAAAAGGGACUUUAGGGCAUUGGGUCAGGUGGUUAAUAGGACAGGGGCACAGACAGUCUUUUCCUCAGUCCCUUUGGAGUCUGAAAAAAAUGGUGAAAGCAAGAGGAGAGCUCACAUUAUCAACGAGUGGCUCAAAGGGCGACUUGAGAAGGGAGGGGGGAAUGCACCAGCACAGGGCCCAUGGAACCAUGGAGACACUGAGGGGACUCGUGGGAUCAUGGAGACCAUUGGGACACUAUGAGGCCCCAUGGAAUAAGCAAAGCAUUGGGACACUGUGAGGCCUCAUGGAACC